This is a messenger RNA of Apus apus (common swift), 814 nucleotides long. RefSeq names its product fibroblast growth factor 2 (gene FGF2). Gene Ontology annotation, cellular component: cytoplasm. Lineage: Eukaryota; Metazoa; Chordata; Aves; Apodiformes; Apodidae. The transcript is spliced from 3 exons. Gene Ontology annotation, molecular function: growth factor activity; fibroblast growth factor receptor binding. Gene Ontology annotation, biological process: positive regulation of protein phosphorylation; fibroblast growth factor receptor signaling pathway; animal organ morphogenesis. The record is from RefSeq and is a predicted model, not a curated record. Bases 98 to 568 code for a protein of 156 amino acids.
GAGGCUGGACGGCCGCGGCAGGGGGCGAGGCCGCCCGGGGCUGGCGGCGGGGGCCGCCGGGGGCCCGGGGCGGCGGGACGGCGGCGGGGCCCGGCGCAUGGCGGCGGCGGGGAGCAUCACCACGCUGCCGGCGCUGCCCGACGACGGGGGCAGCGGUGCCUUCCCUCCCGGGCACUUCAAGGACCCUAAGCGGCUCUACUGCAAGAACGGCGGCUUCUUCCUGCGCAUCAACCCCGACGGCAGAGUGGACGGCGUCCGGGAGAAGAGCGAUCCCCACAUCAAACUGCAACUGCAAGCUGAAGAAAGAGGAGUGGUGUCGAUCAAAGGUGUAAGCGCAAAUCGCUUUCUGGCCAUGAAGGAGGAUGGCAGGUUGCUGGCCUUGAAAUGUGCAACAGAAGAAUGUUUCUUUUUUGAGCGUUUGGAAUCUAAUAACUAUAACACUUACCGGUCACGGAAAUACUCGGAUUGGUACGUGGCACUGAAAAGAACUGGACAAUACAAACCUGGACCAAAAACUGGACCUGGACAGAAAGCUAUCCUUUUUCUUCCCAUGUCUGCUAAAAGUUGAUUUCCACGGUGGAUUCUGAGCACAUCUGCCACACUGCACUAAGACGUCAAGUUUCCUAUGCCUCGCUGAAGUAGAAAAAAGAUAAGCAGUUAUUUGCUGAUAUUAACUACUUUUGCAAAUACCAGAUUAAAACAUGAAUGUUUGAUACUGUCUUUAUAUUGUUUUUAAAGCUAUUGUGCCAGUGUGUGUGGAGGUAAAAUUAUUUGGAGAAAAUGUAUUUUCAGGAUCAGUAACACUUGUAUUUUC